CAAAGCAUUUUAAACUGGUUUGCGCGCGAUCAGUCUCUGGCGAGGUAUCGGCUUCUCUGGUGCACUGAGGGAAGUUCAGAAGCACUGCGGCUUUGCAAGUGUUCAGAUCGCUCCUUAAUAGACAGAGAGAUAGAGAAUGUUUCAGCGGUUGUUAUUCCUCCUUCUGUGUCCCCUCACUUUCCAACAACAAGAUAAUAUCUUCUUUCGCGAUGAAGUCCAAGACAUUGGAAGUCCCUGUAGAGCCCAAUCGGGCCUCGGAACAUGUGUCUUAAAUCGCAAUUGCCGUGAUCCCUUCGGUGGAUACUUCAGUACCAACAAGAAGUCCGCAAUUUGCUUCUUCAAGGAUCGCACAACUCCCAUCGUGUGUUGUCCCAAUAAUCAAGUGGUGCAAGACGAUGAACAGGGACUUCCAUCGAGUACCUCUUGGGAAGACCUCUUCCCGCAAAUUCCCAGCCUGAAGCCCACGAAAAGGCCUCCGUCCAGACCAGACAGAGUACCAGUAAGCAUGCUUAACCCCAAGCCAAUGUCCGAUAAAGUUCCAAGACCACAAACCAUGAGAAUUUCUAAUGCGCGAGUUCCAGCGCGACCGAGCUUUAUUCCAGUCUCCAAUAUAAAACCAUUCCCUCCAAUCUCCCUACAGUCACCAUCAAACAACCCAUUUCCCGUAGUUUCGGAAGUUUCUGAUGUUGUUCCUGCACCAGCGUCUUCGCAACAGUUGACGAGAAUGAGUUCAAUCAAGUGCCAGGAAUACACUCAUAAUUACACUUCGGACAAUUCUAGAACUCCUGAAGCAUCUUUCUUCACUGCCGUCGUGGGAGGAAUUCCUGCCUAUGCCGGUGAAUUUCCCCACAUGGCAGCAAUAGGAAUGGAGGAAGGCAGUGCCAUCAAAUACUUCUGCGGAGGAAGUUUGAUAAGUGACAGAUAUAUCCUAACUGCUGCUCACUGUUUCACACGAAACCUGCCUAAGGAGAUUUUAUCCGUUCGCCUUGGUGAAUUGGAUCUCACCAAGGAUGACGACGGUGCAUCGCCACGUGAUUACAAAGUUGAACAAGUGAUAACUCACCCAGAGUACAAGGGAUCUUCAGUCUACAACGAUCUUACGUUGUUAAGAUUAAGCGAAAAGGUGGAAUUUAAUCCCUUCAUUCGACCAGCUUGCCUAGCUAAAGACCCAGGAAGUGCCGACGAGGGUGUCACGGCAUACGGAUGGGGUCACACUUCAUUUGGCGGAGUGGAGUCACCUUUCCUCCAAAAGAUCUCACUGUCUAUUUACGAAACUUCUACGUGCGAGAAAACAUAUCUUCCCUCGCGAAGACUUGCAAAGGGACUGGACAGGACCCAAAUUUGUGCCGGUGAUCCUGCUGGAUUCAGAGAUACUUGCCAAGGAGAUUCUGGAGGACCGCUAUCAACAAUGGAGUAUGUCGAAGACAUCGAUACCAACAUGUUCCACAUUCUCGGUAUCACUUCCUUUGGACAAGGAUGCGGAGGAGAAAUUCCUGCUAUAUACACACGAGUGUUUUCCUAUUUGGAUUGGAUUGAGGGGAUCGUAUGGAAAUCUUAAUUAUGCUGAGAAAAAGAGACGAUCUUCUAUCCUGUCAUCCAGUGAUCAUAUGUUGAUGAACCGAAUGCAACUGAUAUUAUUUAUAAAUAUUGAUUAAUCCCAUUAGAUUGUAGCAAUUUUAAGAGAUAAAGGACUACUAAUUGUAAAAAUAUAUACCAGAAAUUGAUAUUCAAUAUAAUUACCUCAUGAAAUGCACCCAAUGUUAUUAUUAUGAUGUAAAUGCAAAGCUUUCCAUUUGCAUUCUUUACAUGCGUACCUUCAGCAUACCAGAAACACUUAUCGGAAGCUUUCCAGACACAUUUCCACUUAUCACCUCUCUUUUUCAUCUGGUUUCUGUACAUUAUGACUUUUAAAUUACAUGCUUUAUAUCAUAUCAAAAAACCACCAAAUUUUAUUAGCGUCCAUAUUAUAUAAAGUUUAACGAUUCCUAGAAUCAUCACAACAGAUCAAUAGUUUAAAAACAAGAUUGCCUACAUAUAUGCUUGAGAAAUAAAUUAUAAACGUGCUCGCAUACACAGAGAAGUAUUAGCAAAUGAUCGAGUCUUACUUUGUCGUCAGCUUAGUUGGAAAUGAUGUCUCACACAAUCCUGAUCAUCUUACUGCAAUUGGCGCUACUAACCGCAGAAGAUAAAAUUAUCUUUCGCGAUGAUUCACCCGACUUUGGCACUGCCUGUGAAACAUCUCAUGGCUCCGGUGUGUGCGCAAGGCUGCAGGAUUGUCUCAAUCCAAUCAGAGCCA
This is a messenger RNA of Phlebotomus argentipes, 2296 nucleotides long. RefSeq names its product serine protease snake-like. NCBI's taxonomy places the organism in Eukaryota, Metazoa, Arthropoda, Insecta, Diptera, Psychodidae. Bases 137 to 1558 code for a protein of 473 amino acids. Gene Ontology annotation, molecular function: serine-type endopeptidase activity. The record is from RefSeq and is a predicted model, not a curated record. The transcript has 4 exons. Gene Ontology annotation, biological process: proteolysis.